Castor canadensis (American beaver) is the source of this 3309-nucleotide messenger RNA. The record is from RefSeq and is a predicted model, not a curated record. NCBI's taxonomy places the organism in Eukaryota, Metazoa, Chordata, Mammalia, Rodentia, Castoridae.
AUGGAUGAAACAGUGACGGAAAUUAAUGAUGUAUCAGUGUUCAAUAACACCUGUAUGAGGUGGCAAAUUAGCUCAGGAAGAAUAGACUCUAAGAUUGAAUAUGUGAUAUACAUAAAAGGAAAACGGUUGGCCCCUGUGGAGUCAGUUCAUGAAGAGACUAUCAACUUGACCACAGACAGCAGGACCCCACAAGUGUGCCUCGACUUGCAUCCAGGCACCAACUACACCGUGAGCAUUUCCACAGCCCCUCCCAGGCGCUCUGUGCCCGCCAUGCUUGGUUUCCAGACAUCUGAAGAUGAGCUCUUAGAAGAUGAUGGAAUUUUCAAUGUUUCAAUAUUGAAUGAAACUUGUUUGAAAUUGGAAAGUCAUUCUAGGAAGGCUGGAUCAGAACAAAUGUACCAAUUUCAAGUUCUGGGUCAAAGAUGGUAUCUCGAUAACUUUCAUCAUGCAAUUGCAUUUAACUUGACAACGACAGAACGAGCUGUGGAAGUGUGUUUGGAUCUGUACCCAGCCACCCAUUAUUCAGUGAAUGUCACCCUACGGGGACCUCCUGAGCAGCACUCAGUGCAAAUAACCAUGACAACUGCGCCAACAGUAAAACAGACCAUCACUAAUAUUUCAAUAUUUAAUGAGACCUGCUUGAGAUGGCGAAGUAUGAAGACAGCUGAUAUAGAAGAGAUGUAUUUGUUCUGCAUUUGGGGCCAGAGAUGGUAUCAGAAGGAAUUUUACCAGGAAAUGAUCUUUAAUACCACUACCAGCAGCCAGGCCCCUGAGAUAUGCUUGGACCUGCAUCCGGGUACAAACUACAAUGUCAGCCUCCAGGCUUUGUCUACAGAAGUCCCUGUGGUCGUCUCUCUGACAACCCAGAUAACAGAGCCUCCCCUUCCGGAAGUAGAAUUUUUCACAGUACAUGGAGGGCCUCUACCACGCCUCAGACUGAGGAAAGCCAAGGAGAAAAGUGGACCUAUCAGUUCCUAUCAGGUGUUGGUGCUUCCCCUGGGCCUGCAAAGCACAUUUGCUUGUGAUUCUGAAGGGGUGACCUCAUUCUUUAGCAACAGCUCUGAUGCUGAUGGAUAUGUGGCUGCAGAAGUACUGGCCAAAGACUUUGCAAAUGAUGCCAUGGAGCUAUCCAUCGGCGACAGGCUAUACUAUGGGAAGUACUAUAACGCUCCCUUGAAGACAGGAAAUGACUACUGCAUUGUAUUACGAAUCACAAGUGAAUGGAAUAAGGUGAGAAGAUAUUCCUGUGCAAUGUGGGCUCAGGUGAAAGAGGCUCCAGAAGGAAAUGCAGGCCACCUGGUGCCUGGAAUCCAGCCUUAUAAGAUCCUGAGCAGAGAACCAGUCACAGUGUGCCUGAACUUCGGAAUCACAGAAUUAUUCGUCACUCACACCGCAGCAGAUGGUGGGUGUUGGACUGGGCUCCAUAGUUUUUGUGAUCGUGCUUGCAUUCCUCUCCUUCUCAGCAGUGUGACUGUGGAUGAGAAGGAAGCACUGCUGCUGGUGAGUGUUCUGACAGCUUCUCAGUGCUUCAUCGAGGCCUUGUGUGCUUCCAUCCAGAGGGGUAUUCGAACCUGCAUAUUUCUCCAUUCCCAGCGUGGCCUCAUUCCUGGACCCAAGAUGGUGGCUCUCUCUGUGGAGUUCCCCCGAAGAAGGAAACUUGGAAAUCAUUGCUGUCAUUCCUGCUUCUGGACCAGUUCUGUGUCUAUGAGCUUGAGAUGCUUGAUGUGCAAUGUCGUGUUGACAGAUCAUAAGAGUCUGAUCUGAGUGUUGCCUACAAGUCAGCUUCUGUAAACGCUGGAUGCAAGAGAGUCUGUAUCUUCUUUUAUAGUGUCUGUAAUUAAUUCAGAAUCCGUUCUUUCAUAGUCUGUAAUGAGAUGGACUUAACUUGGGGCUGGAAUUUGACUUUAUGGAGGAGAUCAUUGGAAAUGAUAAAGAACAUUGAUGUGGGCAAAUGUUUCAAGCAUUUCAGAAGCAGUUCUUUCCCUAUCAUUAAUUGAUAUGUUAAUUAGAAAUGAGAUUAGCCUGGCUCUUCCAGUAAAUUACUUGCAAUGUCUGUUAGGCAGCAUUGCUGUGAGGCAAUUCUACUUGUUUUGUAUGUGUUCAAAAGUAAUGCCUGCUUGCCGGCAAAAAUGUCUGCAAUUUAGAUUAUACUUACCUGGGUUAAAUUUUCGUUACUGAGCAUCUCCUCAGAGUGCUCUGCAUCUCCCUUUAGAAGUUGGGGUUUGGUGGUAAUGCAGUAACCAUGGGCUGAAGCAAUGUCAAGGUCAUAGCCAGGCCAGCCUCCACAUGUUACAGGGAGGGGUAAUAACGGUGAGGGACAUGCCUUACCUACAGUCUCAGUGGCCGUGACUGCUUUCAUGGCCCAUGAAACAUUAGCUAGAGGCAGUACUGGGCCUUCUGUCAUUCUGUGUCACUUACAGAUGGAGUGUGUUAUUUUUGGUGUUAACUUUUUUCUCUGAUAGAUCAACUCCAAGGCUCAGAAAUAAAUGAAUGGAGAAGAAAGAGAAGCUCGGGGCUUCUCUCCUUCUUCCUCCUUUACUAGGUGUAGAGAAUUUAAAACCUGUAGAGGAAAGACGGGGCCGGUAACAUUCAUACCAUCAGGGUAGAGCAGAUGCAGACAUGGCCCUGGAAUUGUGCACCGUGUUGGUGCACUUUCUGGUGUUGGAUGAUGGUGUAGGACAAAUCUGAGUGACCUGGUGCAAUGGUUUGUAUAUACUUCGUCCCCACCAAAACUCAGGUUAAAUUUUGAUUGCCACUUGUAAUGGUGUUGGGACCUUUAAGAGACGAUUGGAUUGUGAAGAGGAAUUAACACCUUUCUUGCACAACUGAGUUCUCACUCACACAUGACUUUGUUAGAUACCGCGAGAGCAGGUUGUUUAAGAGUGAGUCUGUCCCUUGGGUUUUGUCUCAUUCACAUACUUCACAUACUCUCACUUGUCCUUAAAUCACCCACUCUUGGAUAUUCUGUUAGAGCAACAGAAAACAGGCCACGACACCUGCACGUGUAAGCAGAUGAAAGACGAUAGGAACUGCCCACGAAGCUGUUCAAGGGCAAAGUGUUCCCCCUGGUUGGAAAAGUCAGUGCCAGCACUUGCUUAUUCAGUGCCAGCCUUCAAAGCCUUCUCGCUCUCAGCAUAGGCAAAUAGAGAGCAGUGCUCUCAACAGACUGUACAAAUAGCUUGCCAUUUUAAAUUUUUAGGUGCAACAAUUCUAAUUCACUGUUUUCACAGCUCUUGAACUCAGUUUUUAACCAUUACAAAUUAUUGUGGUUAGUGUAAGGUAGGGCUUCAGAAGAGAAAGAAUUUUCCU